Messenger RNA from Boleophthalmus pectinirostris (great blue-spotted mudskipper), 1028 nucleotides. It is a transcript of the gene ier2a, whose product is annotated as immediate early response 2a. Bases 84 to 614 code for a protein of 176 amino acids. The transcript has a single exon. Lineage: Eukaryota; Metazoa; Chordata; Actinopteri; Gobiiformes; Gobiidae. The record is from RefSeq and is a predicted model, not a curated record.
UCUGCGCCAGUCGUCAGGGGGUCGUGGUCCGCACUCGAGCGCUCACUGCCCUGGACCCAAUUACGCACAAACAUUUUUCAAACAUGGAGGUCGGCGCCGAGGCCAAGAGGAUAAUGGUCGUGGCUUUGGGGAAACUUUACAGCUCCCGCUCACAAAGAGGAGGUCUACGCUUGCACCGGAGUCUCCUGCUCACCCUGGUCAUGAAGAGCGCGCGGGACAUGUACCACGCGGCGGCCCAGGAGGAAGAGGAGUACAGCGGGGUCGCGCCAAGCUGCGAUCCGGCACAAACAGACCUCACCCCGGACCCAAACACAACCGCACAGACUGUCGAACCCGAGCACUUCGCGUCCGAGGAGGUCAGCGACGCCGUUACGCAGCCGGAACCCAUGGAACAAACACAACAGACUUCACAACAGACUUUUACGCACGGCCCAACGCAACACUCGAGGAAGCGGAGGGGCAAAAUAUCCGCGGUACCGGACUUUUUACCGCUCAAAAAGGCCAAACUGGAUUGCCCGACGCAGCUCGUAGUUUUGGUGGACUACGUGACGUGUAGUGACCUCGGGGCCGCCCCAUCCCCCAUUCCGGUUCCCAUGGCUAUAGCGGCGUGCUGAGAGAAAUACGCUAAAAAAAACCAGGGCAUUCGGUUAAUCGUUCUGGGACGUAAAACAAGACUGGUGUUUACGUGUUUGUGAUAAAAUACGUCCUUUUACGCGUCGGAUACGGCUACGUUUUUCUUUGAAACGAGCCGGGGACAGAUCAGAUCGCUGGUAAAUGGGACGGCACGCCAGCUGGUGCCUGUAUAAUGCCCUUAGUAACUUUUGGCCUACUUUUCCGGGUCACGUAAGAAGACUAUGACGGCAACACGUUAUGCUGGUUUCAGAUACACUGCCUUAACAAGGAAUGAACUCUCUGUAGAUUUUUAUAUGUGUGAAAUUUCUGAAGAAUUAUUUGGAAAUAUGCUGAUGAAUUCUAUGUCAAGUGGAGCUACCUCAGUAUAUUUAUUAUUAAAAAUCUUUUGUACCAGA